UGGGAAGAGAGUCACUUAUGGUGUGCCACCAAACACGCGCUGUCCCUUAUAAUAUAGCAUAGCAUAGCACAAACACAAUACACACAUUACACAAAAUCAAAUUAAGAAGCAUCAACCAUUGGUAUAACAUAUUUAUAGGUUUAUUAGGAUUUUUCCAGUUUUGUUUUCCAAUAUACACAAAUCUAUCUAUCAAUCCAACAACACAAUACCCACUUCUUCUAACUCCUAGAGUUUCUUCAACUCCUUCAUCGCUGCACGCACGCGCUUCUAAUUCACGCGCUAGGGGUAAUGGGGCAACAGAAAAUAAACAUGACAUCAUCGUCGUUUAGGCUUCGAUGUCGGAGUCUCAACUCGCUCCGUCUCCGAAGAAUAUUUGACAUGUUCGACAAAAACGGUGAUUCUAUGAUAACAGUAGAGGAAAUAAGCCAGGCGUUGACCAUGUUGGGAUUGGAAGCAGAGUUCAAAGAGCUUGAAUCCAUGAUCAAGUCGUACAUAAAGGAUGGCAACGAAGGGCUAACGUAUGAGGAUUUCGUAGGUUUGCACGAAUCUCUUGGGAACACAUAUUUUGGAGUGGAAGAAGACGAAAUGGAAACACUUGACACAGAUUUGUGGGAAGCAUUCAAGGUGUUUGAUGAAAAUGGCGAUGGUUACAUUUCGGCUAAGGAAUUGCAAGUAGUGUUAGGGAAGCUUGGACUCGUGGAAGGGAACUUGAUUGAUAACGUUCAACGAAUGAUUGUGUCGGUUGACACCAACCGUGAUGGUCGUGUUGAUUUCUGUGAAUUUAAGGAUAUGAUGCGCACCACUAUUGUCCCUGCUUCUUCAUAAUAAUCUUCAAAUACGUUACUCCUUGUAUUCUACCAAUGUUUUUCUUUUCCUAGCUUUCAUUUUGGAUUAUUUUGCUGGUAUAUAUUAAUUAAUCAUGGAUGCUACUCCAUGAUUGUUCUUAAGUAAUAAAAAAUAUGUUUCACAACACUUAAUUUU
Messenger RNA from Cicer arietinum (chickpea), 981 nucleotides. RefSeq names its product calcium-binding allergen Bet v 3-like. The record is from RefSeq and is a predicted model, not a curated record. Lineage: Eukaryota; Viridiplantae; Streptophyta; Magnoliopsida; Fabales; Fabaceae. Gene Ontology annotation, molecular function: calcium ion binding.